Trichosporon asahii var. asahii CBS 2479 is the source of this 6312-nucleotide messenger RNA. RefSeq lists its product as uncharacterized. The transcript has 8 exons. Gene Ontology annotation, biological process: DNA damage checkpoint signaling; protein phosphorylation; telomere maintenance. Lineage: Eukaryota; Fungi; Basidiomycota; Tremellomycetes; Trichosporonales; Trichosporonaceae. Gene Ontology annotation, molecular function: protein binding; protein serine/threonine kinase activity. Bases 1 to 6312 code for a protein of 2103 amino acids. The record is from RefSeq and is a predicted model, not a curated record. Gene Ontology annotation, cellular component: nucleus.
AUGACGAACCCGGCACCACCAGAAGCUGACGAAAAGCUGCUGGCGGAGCUGUUCACCCACGGACUCGCUUCCGUCGACGUCGCCGAGACGGAUCCCGAAGCGACAGAGGAAGCGAUCAAGCGAUACCGCAAGCUCUUGCGAGUCCUCGUCGACUACUGCGUUCUGCGACCACUGUCCGACAAGACGAGAACGGAGCCUCUCGAGGAGAAGGUGCUCGAGCAAGCAAGGCUCUCGCUCAACGUCGUCGCCAGACAUUCCGCUGCUUGCCCAGACGUCUUGCUAUUCGAAUCGGACGACAUCGAUACACCGGGGCCCUUCUACGCGUGGCUCAUCACGAGGAUCCUAACUGCCGCUGUGGGCUAUGAGGAUCUUCCUGGAGGAGGGCUUCUUGUCAAGGAGUUAGAGAAGUGCAUCGACCAUGUUUUCGUCGUUCUUGAGCGCGAUCUCGGAGACAGCGCCUCCAGCAUGAUCGGCCCGCACAGAGUUACCAAGAUCAUGAACGAGAUGGUAUCGUAUGCCAGGGCUGCGCUCGGCGGUAGUGAAGUGCGCCAUGCCCUCUCCAGAGCUGUGACGACCGUCGUAGAGCUGCCAGAGGAUGGUGAGCGGCUGGAAUCGGCCAUCGUCAGCCUGCUGAAAGCCGUAGAGGAGAGCGGGGACUUGUCCCUGCGCAGGGAUGUCUGGUGGGCGCUUCGAGAAAGCGGUGUAGACACCAUCGCGCUCGACAGCAAGGUCACUCAGCAGAAGGUGCUCUUUCUCCUCGGCCCAAUUGCGAAUCACGUUCAUGAAGGUGGCAUAGAGGCAGCUAUUGAGCGAGAGGUGCUUGAACAUUGGAGCCAACAGGCCACAUCUCGAAACCUACUGGACGUUCGAGAACGCCUGAAGCGAUUUAUGAAAGUACCUCCGCCGAUAUCGCUGAAGCGUAAACGCGAUGAUAACCCCGUUGAGGCGAGCAUCAUGGCCAUUCUCAAAGGAAAGAUGCCGGAUCUCAGAAUAGAAGGCGACAUUCUCGACUCCUUCCCUGGAAUACUCGAAAAAAGUGCGGCGCAGACUCUUUCUCAGUCUUGGGCUCAGAUCCUGUGGAGGUCGGGAAAGGCCAUGUCCUCACCGGAGCGACGAACGCGCAUCGCAGCUGGGUAUGUGUCGCUGAUUGUGCAUGUCGCUAACGUCAGAACGCUAGUCUCAGCAAUCUACAAGGAGCUCGUCAGCUCUGAUCAGCCCCAGUACAAAAGUUUGAUUCAGCGUGAGAUCAUUGGGAGAUUUCCGACACUCCUAAAGGGUCCUCUUCGCGUACAGGAGACAGCUCUGAACUUGCUAGGGGACCUGGGUCGCGGCUCCCCGGACAGGGAGCUCGGUGACAUCUUGGAGAUCCUCAUCCGACAGCUGGGAUCAACCAGCACCAUCAUCCGGAGCAUUGCCUACACGCAACUUGUCGGCAUUGCGUCGUUCCGGAGGAAGCAGCCCUACAACCUCAUUUCGCCUUACAUGGAGCGCAUCAGUGUGCUACUCGCCGAGUGCAUUGUUCCGCAGCCGAUGGUGGUCGCGGAAAUGAUGCAGUUCAUCGGCUACAACCGGGCGACCUUCUUCGCCCUCGAUGCUGCCCGGAAGGCUGUCAUUCCGACGCUGAUCCUACUCCAGAACCGACCUGCCCUCGAAGCUCUGGAGUCUAUCUUGAACCAGAGACUCGGCGUUCUCAUCGUGGAGGAGGGCGCUGAUGUGCUGGCCAAGAUCUUCCUCACGCCAGAGCGAACGCAGUCCAGCCUGAGCUUCGUCACCACUCUAUUGGGCGAGGCCACCAACAACAAAAGCCCUCCACAGGCCAUCUUGAGCAAGUACAUCCAGGCUUCCAUUGUGCCGCUGCUCGUCAAGAUUGUCGUGGAGUUGGGCGACAAGGACAAAGCCCGGCGUGAUGUGGCGGACCGAGCACUGAACGCACUGCAAGCUGCUGAGAAGAAGCAGUGUGACGACCUGGGCUCCUAUCUCAAGCCACACAUGCUGGGAGUGCUCGCGUCCUUGACCGAGAAUCUCAUGACUCCCCGUACGCCCAUCGAACACCGUAUCAAGACUAUCUGCAGUAUCGGAUUUCUAAUCGAGCUGGUCGGAGACUCGAUGGCAUCGUUCUCCCCGCAGAUCAUUGCGAGCCUGCAAAGUACACUCGAGAUCCCGGGACUUCGCCUUCCGACUCUGCAGACUUGGUGCAAGUAUGUGGAGCUGCUUCGCUUUACCGCUGUGGGGCCCUACAUCGGGGCCACAAUUGCAGCCAUCGUCGCCAACUGGAGCAACCUCGACCCGGCUGAGCGCGAACAAGCAAAACUGAUUGUCGGUCACAUAGCCGGCAACGCUACCCACCUGGCUGAGUUCCGAGACGACAUCAUUCGGUUUGGCCACAUUGAAGAGCUGGCAAACUACAACCGCAUCCUUCUCGACUACCGCAAGAGCUGGUCAAUCGCUGAGCAGCUCGAAAAGCUCAUCGAGCGCACUGACAGCAAGAACAUCGCCAUCGCGACGGAGUCAAUGAGGGAACUGAGGAACCUUCUGAAGGAGAGGCAUUCGGAUGUCAUGCAGCUCGCCCAGGGUGACGCUUUCGAACCUGUUUUGGGGCAGACCGUGCGAUCUCUCUUGGCCGCUGCGACACGCUCGGCCGACUGCGAGGAGCUGCGCGAUCUCGCAUAUGAGUGCUUCGGCGUCAUCGGUGCCCUCGACCCGGACCGCUUUGCGACUGGAGGAGAGGAGAAGUCCAUACUGAUCGAAUCCAACUUCACUGAAGCGGAGGAAUCAGUAGAUUUCGCUCUUAACUUGAUCAAAGAUCUUUUGGCGGACGCGUUCAGGUCAACGAAUGACCCUAAACAUCAGAACCACCUCGCGUUCGCCAUCCAGGAGCUAAUGAGGUUCUGCGGUUUCGACUCUCGCCUCGUCAAGGGUGGUAAUGUUCCUUCGAAAGUGCAGCGUCGAUGGAAGAAGCUUCCGGAAGACGUUCUCAAGACUGUUAAUCCUCUUUUGGACGCGCAAUUCAAGCAGAACCAGAUCAAGACGAGGACAUUCGAAUAUCCCAUCUACUCAACCAAAAAGACGUACCGGGAGUGGAUCCAGGUUUGGACGGUCGACCUCAUCGGGCGCGUAAUGGAGGUGAAGCACGAGGGUGAGACAAAUCAUGCUCAAAAGAUUUUCGGCGUGUUCCUCAGCGAACCGAAGAACCAAGACGUGGCGGUCGCGCACCACCUCCUGCCGCAUUUGGUUCUGCACGUCCUCUUAUCGGGCAAUGCUAUUGCGAGGGAGCAGAUCCGCGAGGAGAUAUGGGAUGUGCUCCGUGACCAGGUCAGCCCGGCUCCUGAAAGUACUCCGGAAAAGCGCAUGCUGUCGGCCCAGGUCAUCUUCCAGCUGAUGGACCAUCUCUCCAGAUCCCUCCGCCAAUCCCGGGACUCUGACAAAGAGCGCCGCUCGGCAGUGUACGCCGUAGACCAGCUUAUUUCAUCUAUCGACAAGGAGCUUAUGGCCAACGCGGCCAUGAAGUCUCGGGCUUAUGCUCGGUCGCUCCGCAGUUUCGAGGAGCGCGUGAUUCAUCUGCGGACGCGCGAACAUAAGGCAAACAAGGACCUCCAGACGUACUUUGAGAGUCUGCACGAGAUUUAUGCCGAGCUCGACGAGCCAGACGGAAUGGAGGGUGUCUCGGCGUUUGUUGUUGCCCCCAGUCUUGAGCUCCAGAUUCGUGAGCACGAGAGUACCGGUCGCUGGACAUCGGCGCAGAGUUGCUGGGAAGUCAGGCUGCAACAGUCGCCCGAGGACCUCAAAUUACACGUCGGACUGCUCAAGUGUCUCAAGAAUCUCGGCCAUUACGGCGUGUUGCGAGAUCACCCCGACUGGGCAGAGGAGCUCGCGCCCUUCCGGGCCGAAGCUGCCCUGGCCAUCGGUGACUGGGCGACUGUCAAGGACAUGGCAAACCCCCCGCCAAUUGCCAAGGCCUUCCUGGCUAUCGGAGAAGGGGCUUCUGCAGUUCCUGAAGCUGUCAAGAUUGCUCGACGGGAGAUCGGUUCCGGCAUCACAACGCGCGACUACGGCCGAGCUUACGACACCAUCCUCCAGCUGCACAUGUUGAGGGAGGCUGAAAUGAUCCACAACACGGACCUCAUGAUUACCCACCCCAACAGCGAGGUGACGACCAAUGGUACCGUCAUUGCUCGUCGCCAGGCUGCCUCACUCGUGUCAUCGCUGGCGCAAAGGUUCGAAACAUCGCUUCCGUCAUUCCGAGCCCGUGAGGAGAUCCUCAGCAAGCGGCGCACUGCAUUCCGACUGGUUAAGUCCCAGCGGCUGCAGGGAGAAUUGGGUCAAGCGUGGAUCCAGAGCGCCAAGAUCGCACGCAAGGCCGGAUACGAGCAGACGGCUUACAGUGCCGCCCUUCAAGCCGAACGAGCCGAGGCGCCAUUCGCGUUCAUCCAGCGUGCCAAGGUUACACGCAUGCAGGGAGGCAUUCUGAAGGCUCUGCGAGAGAUUGAACACCCUGUUCAGGACUUGGUCAUCCGUUCCGAAAACGCGGACUCUGUCAUCGACCUCACAUUAGACAGCGGUGACAGCAAGAAGACGCAAGAGGACUUCCGACGAGAGCGAAAUCUCGCGAAGGCCGUGCUGCUCGAGGCACGAUGGCAGAAUGAGGCAGAUCGCUUCGAGCAAAACGGUGUCAUCCGGCGAUUCAAGAAGGCGACUCAGCUGGGUGAAAACCUUGAGGCGCCGUUCUUCCAUCUCGGUCGAUACUACGACACAUUGGCCGGCAGCACGUCCAAUGUUGAGGAUAUUAAGACCAUUGAAAAGAUGGUAGUCGACAUCACAAAAUUGAUGGACCGCUCCAGAGGGAAGGUCAUGAGUUACCAAUACCUCACAGCGUUCCCUCAGAUGAUUUCUCGUAUCACCCACGGAAAUAAGGAAGUCCAAGAGGUGCUCGUGAAGCUCAUCUACCGCGUGAUCCGAGAUUAUCCUGCUCAGUCCCUUUGGCCCGCAGUUGGCGCCAUCCAGUCCAGGAACAAGCAACGAAGGGAUAUCAUGGAUCAAGCUCUCAAGAAGGCCAUUGAACUGAGGGACCGCAUCAACGAUGCCCGACGACUCUCCGACAUCUUGCUGCGACUGGCCGAGGACAAGCCCGUGGCCAAGGUCCGGCAGGUAUCUCUCAGCAAGCAGUACCCCUACGUCCGCGAGGCCUUCCCGUCCCGCAUGAUUCUGCCGAUGCAGGAUGUGCUCACGGUCUUGCUGCCUGCCACUGGAGCUUCGAUCAAGGGCCACAAUCCUUUCCCUCAGACAGCCGUCACGAUUGAAGAUAUCUCGGACACCGUGGAGAUCAUGCCGUCGCUGCAGAUGCCAAAGAAGCUCGUCUUCAAGGGAUCCGAUGGCAAGCGCUAUCCCUUCCUGUGCAAGCCCCACGAUGACCUGCGAAAGGACGCUCGUCUCAUGGACUUUGACGCCAUGAUCAACAAGUUCCUCAAGUCGGGUUCUGAAGCCCGUCGUCGCCAUCUUUACAUCCGCACCUAUGCGGUCAUGCCUCUGAAUGAGGAGUGUGGUCUUCUGGAAUGGGUCACGAACACGAAUGCGCUCAACAGUAUCCUCGAGAAGGGCUACGCCCGCUACGGCAAAAAGGUCUAUACCUCAGAGAUCUACAAUUCGCUGGAUCAGGCGCGGAAGGGCGGCAACCCCAUUCGCGAUGUGCCCAUGGUGUUCAGAGACAAGAUCUUGCCCAUGUUCAGACCGACAGUGUUCCACGAGUGGUUCCUGCUCGCUUGGCCAGAGCCGACAGCCUGGCUGACAGCCCGCACGAACUAUGCCCGCACGCUAGCUGUCAUGUCGAUGAUCGGCUACGUCCUCGGCCUAGGCGAUCGUCACGGCGAGAACAUUCUCUUCGAUGGCCUGACGGGCGACACAGUGCACGUCGACUUGAACUGCCUGUUCGACCGUGCGAAGACCUUUGAGAUUCCCGAGCGUGUCCCCUUCCGCCUCACGCACAAUAUGGUUGAUGCGCUGGGUGUGACGGGGGUUGAGGGUUCGUUCCGCAAGGCAGCCGAGAUCACCAUGGGUAUCCUUAGGCAGAACGGCGAUAGCCUCAUGAGCGUGCUCGAAGCGUUCAUCCACGACCCGCUCGUGGAGUGGACGAAGAAGAAGCAGCAAGACGUUCGCACAGUCUCGGACAAGAGCCUGAAGCCUAUCCACAAGAAAUUGCGCGGUGUCAGCGGAGACACGAUCCAGAGCGUUCCCAACCACGUCGAAAGCCUCAUCAAACAGGCUACCAGCGAUACCAAUCUCGGAUUGAUGUACGUCGGCUGGAAACCGUGGCUCUAA